CUUCAGUCACGGCAGGACGCAAAUUCAUCUUUUUCCGCAAUGACAGGUGGGAAAUGGUCGUUCUUCAAAAGAUUUCUGAUCCUUCUAAUGGUCGCCGUCUUCGGACUCUUUCUCUGCCAGGAAGAACUGCCUAGAGUUCCGCAGUUGUCCUACUGGAAAAGUGCUCUAGAUUAUGGUAGAGGCUUUCUGUUCAGUGAGCAGAAACCGUUGCCUUGGUGGGAAGGAGGCGACUGCCGUUGCAAUGGUAACUCCUGCUUUCCUGAGGAGGCCCCCCGCCUCUCUUGGGAAGACGGGGGCGGCGCCUGCGGUCGGAGGGCGUGGCUGGCAGGUGGAGGGCAGAAGGUGAUCAGUUUCGCGCUGUUUGGGAAUAAGCCACAGUACUGGAAAGCGUUUCGGAAGAACCUCAACGCGACAAGAGCCAUAUACCCUGGAUGGGUCGUGUGGCUCUUCACCAAUCCUCGUGGCCGGGAAAAUGUCCUCUGUCCACUCCUGCGUGAUUUUCCUCAUUUCUACAUCUGUGACGUCACCAACUUGCCUUCGCUGGGAGAUGUGACUAAAAUACACAACAUGAUUUGGAGAACGCUGCCCCUUGGUGACGAAAGGGUCUCGGCUUUUUUUGUCCGAGACUCCGACUCGCUUCUCCUGGAACGAGGGGCUGCAGCAGUGAGGGAAUGGAUGUCGGGAAACAAAAGCUUCCACUUGCUGAGAGACCAUCCGUACCAUGGAAUUCCUGUAAUGGGGGGGCUGUGGGGCGCCCGCUGGGACCUCAAGAAGCAUAACGUUUCCGAAUUCAGGAAUAAGCUGACUGGUAUCAGAAGCGCAUUGAUAAAAGGAGCCAAGGGAAAGUUCAAGAAGGGUGUUGAUCAACGUAUCUUAUCGAAAGUGUUGUACCCGAAGACGAAAGGCGAUGUCAUGUCCCACGAUAGUUUCUUCUGCAAGAGAUUCCCAGAUGGUUUCAGACCUUUCCCGGUAGAGCGUGAGAAAGGCCAUUACUUAGGGAAUUACAUGGGUGUCAGAGAGAACGACAGACUCUUUGUUAAAACGCCCUGCCCAGUGGCCUGUCGUCCCAAGAAUCAUCCGGAUUGGACCUACUGCUGAACUGAAUAUCCAACAGUGAUAACCCGUUGCACUCUUUGUGAUGGAUUUCGUAUUAUCACAAUCUCUGCAUUGAUAUUGCUUCAUGUUUUAUCACUAUGGGGAAUCUCUACUUUAGAGAAAGAAGGUCUGAUGAUAUAUUUUUCUCUUGAUCGUACAAGUAGAGAAAGAGCGAAGGGCAGUUCUGGCGCCCUUUGCUCUGUAAUUUAUUGGUUAGAUUUACAAGACUUUAAUCGAGUCCAUUAUUGUAUGAGAAUUUCAAAGAAGCUUACUUCAAGGUAUUGUAAGCAGAACAAAUGUGACAAUUGCCUCGAUAUACCUUUUACAUGCAACUUUUAUACACAUACGUAACUAACUAUAUGCACAUAUAAGUACAUGCAAAAAUAUAAGUAAAAUGGGUGGUCUUUACACACAUAUUUCACGUAGUCUCAGAUAGGGAUUUAUAUUUUUAUUGAUUACUAAAAGUAUCGUCUAUUUGUCGAUAUAGAAGUUGUAUAAAAAAAAUAUAUAGAAUGUUUCCGUGCCUUUUAAGCAUUGCAUCUAAUACAAAUUCAUUCAAUAUUGGUAAUAGUUGAAGUAAUUAAUGACGGCCGCUGAAGUCCGAGUCGCGCAUGGUGUUGUCUUCGGUGUAAUGAAAAUUUUCAUUAUCAUUAUGCAUCUCACUGAUAUAACCUUACAACUUGAAAAAUGAUGAGUGUUGGAGAGUAAAUAUGGUUUAAAUAAUCUUUCGUUGUGUUCUUGUAUUAAGUUCAUCGUGCCUUUUGAUUUUUUUUUUUUUUUUAUGUUCAUAGAAGGUAUGUAAAAGUAAGGUAAAAUUAUAUCGGAUAUAUGAAAAUUAACAUGAUCAAUUUUCAUCCAUUCAGGAUAUAGAAAUGAAAUUGUUAAUUGCAUUUAUACAGUGUUUAUCAUUAAAAUUACUAAUUUUCAUUCAUGUAAAUGCAAUAUAAGAAUAAUAAUGACAACUAUAAUAAUUCUAUAAUUACAGUCCGUAAUAACGAGUGUGAAAAUUGAUUAUGAUUAUAGUAACACCAAUAUUGUUUCUUAGGUUGGUUUAUUCAAUUUUAUUAUUUUUAUCCCCAGCAGUGUUCUAGUAAGUUCCGUCUCUUUUGUCAACGCCCCACUAACCCCGUUUCUCACAUGCUCCUGCCACUGGUUAUUCUUCUUUCUGUGCCGUAUCAGAGCCUGACGUUGGCAACCAUGUUUAAUUUCAUGGUUGUACAAGGGAGUAUACGAAAGUGGUUUCCCGUUGCCUUCCUUCGGGUGAUUGAAGAGUUCACCAUCUCUUUUACCAGCCAAUGGUUAUUACCCUCACCUUCGGACUUUCCUCUUUGUCCGCAGUCUUCCCGCUAAUAUACAACACCCUGGAAAACAACGUGGUGGGCUCCCCUCAUGGGCAUAUCCUGAGCGAGGCUCUGUUUCGCAAAUCAGCCAAAAAAUAAACAACUUAAUGUGUACUCUUGGUCACUUUUUCCAUCAAAACAGAUACAAGUCAAUUACUAAUUCUAAUGUUUAUAUUCCUCUACCUUCUUCACUUCUAUAUUUUUCCGAUAUUGUUAUAUAACCUUUGAUCUCUAUCCUUAAUUAUAAUGAUGAAUAUGGAGGUAUUAACACUACCAACAUGAGCAAUGUAAUGAUAGCUAUAACGAAUAAUAAUGAUAAUAAACAAGAACAGUAUUUAUCAUAGCACCGUGUUACUGUAUUAAUGAUUAUAUCAUGAUGGCAAAAAAAAUAUAUAUUAAUAGUUCUAAUACUGAUUAUCUGUCCACGAUGAUUAUUAUAACAGGAAUAAGGAUAAUAAUGCAAAUGCAGAAUAAUUACCAUUAAUUAUGAUUAUGCUUAUAAUAUCUAUGAGAAUGAUAAUAAUAUUUAUUCUAUUUCAUAAAUAUACCUCUCCAUUACUUGUCAUUCAGUUCACUCUCUUUUCUUUCCUCUGUAACUCGUAGGAAAAAAAAUAUUAUGUAUAAUGACCACUCUUUUUUAGGGUGGGGGGGGGAAAUUAAUUUUUUUUUAUUGCUUCAGAUCAUAUGUGUGUUAGUAUAUUAAUAAGACCUUUUACUGAACACUAUGUUAUAGUUUAUUUUUAUCAUUCACUUAUUUAAUACAUGUUUUAAUAUAAUGACAUAGGUUUAACUUCAAACGUAAUGAAGAUUAACUAAUGUUACAUCAGUGUAAUCUAAAAGGAGUUAUUACAUUAUCUAUUCUAUUAAUCCCCCCAAAAUAUCACACACAUACAAACAACCACAUAUACCAAUACGCACAAAUAUAUAACACGCACGCGAAUGAAAGUACACAUAUUACAAGUGGGCCUUUAUCAAUCAUAAACUGUAAUUCAUAUUGUGUUGAACUGUCUCUUAUGGUUUAUAAAUCCAUGGUGUGUUACAAUUUUAUUUAUUUUCAUGUUUAUUUUUUUUCCUACAGAACUGAAUCCUUUUUUUAAGUUAUGGAAAAAAACAUUGUAAUUAUUAUUUAUAAGUAUGAGGAAACUAACGUGUGAAUUCGUUAAUGUUUAAUAAGAUAUCGUCUGGCAUGAAAGUCAUAUUGUAUUCAGUCUAAUAAAGGAAAGUGGUCACUGAAAGUGAUUCAGAAUAAAAUGUCAUAAUGCUCACUGUAUUUACAUGUGAUUGUGUGUGUGUUGUGUUGUGUUGUGUUGUGUUGUGUUGUGUUGUGUUGUGUGUUGUGUGAGACAUCCACUUUAUUUUGAAGCUGGCAGUAAGUGUCAGCGGCCAUAUAUUGGUUUUGCCAAAAGGUUUGUAUUGUGAAACGUGAGGACAACACAUAGUUGUAAUAGGGUAAACACAACAAAAACUCGAGAGGCCACCAGCAAGAUGUGUUUUAUUUGAAAUAUGAUUUUUGUAGCAGCUGUCUAAUGUUAAUAUGAGUUUAUAUGGUUUGCAAUUUAUUUUGCUUGGCAAUAAUGAUUUAUGAGUGACACAGAUAUCAAAAUUAUGACUGGGUGAUAAAACGGGUAUCAUAUAUUAUUGUCUCAUGAAAUUUUGAACAAAUAUUGAUAUGAAAAUUUUGUGCUUUGUGGUAUCUUGCAUGUUCCCACAAAAGGAAUAUUUAUUCGGUGAUUGUUUCUGAGUGAUUGUAAGGUUAACACUUAUUCCUAUAUAUAAUGUUGCAUUUUUUGCCCAAUAAUUAUUUUGUAUACUUAUGAGUUAACUCGGCUGAUUUUGUACCAAUAUUUGUUACCUUCCUGUUUAAUAUAGAAAAGAAAAAGGA
Penaeus indicus is the source of this 4317-nucleotide messenger RNA. RefSeq lists its product as uncharacterized. Lineage: Eukaryota; Metazoa; Arthropoda; Malacostraca; Decapoda; Penaeidae. The transcript has 7 exons. The record is from RefSeq and is a predicted model, not a curated record. Bases 40 to 1098 code for a protein of 352 amino acids.